GCGGAUGAUGGAGAAACGUAAACAGGCCGGACUGCUGACCCUGCCGUACCACCUGCUCCCGGGGCCCAUGGGCGUGCCUGGGUCCCUGCCCCGCCUUCCCCUGCGGGACCCCUUCAGGGUCUCCUUGCGUCUGGACGCCGCGUGCUGGGAGCGGGAGCGGGGCGGCUGCGCCCCGCGGCGGCCGUACUUGCCCCUGCCGCUGGACGGCGCCUUCGAGCCCGCCUUCCUCCGCAAGCGCAACGAACGCGAGCGGCAGCGGGUGCGCUGCGUGAACGAAGGCUACGCGCGCCUCCGAGCUCACCUGCCCCGCGAGCUGGCGGACAAGCGCCUCAGCAAAGUGGAGACGCUCCGCGCCGCCAUCCGUUACAUCAAGCACCUCCAGGAGCUGCUGGAGCGCCACGCGCGGGGCCAGGAGGGCGCGGCCGGCGCCGGCCCCUCGCUCAGGGCCGAAUGCAACAGCGACGGCGAGUCCAAGGCCUCGUCGGCGCCUUCGCCCAGCAGCGAGCCCGAGGAGGCGGCCUGUUAGCGAGCGCUGGGCCGGCCCGGACCCCUCCCGCUGCGCCGCGCUUUUGGAGUCUGCUCUAAGGUUCCCUCCGGAGGUGGUUUGCAUUUGCAAUCUGUUUUUGUUUUUUUUUUUCCUCCAGAACUAAAUCUUAGGAAAAAGAAAUGAGUGCUUUAGGGGGAAAAAAAGAUUUUGACAUUCUAGUUGUUUCCACCCCCUCCACCCCCCCCCACUAUUGGUUAUGUGCCUGCAACUGAAAGAUGCUUAUGAAAUUCUUCCUGUACUUCUCAAAGACAAACUGUACCAGACUCUGAACUCCUCAAAGGGCGAAAACAACGAGGAUUUGCCACAGUCAGCGGGGUGGGUAAAUUACGGACGUAAAUACUGAAACAAAUCCAACCUUAACCAAAGAAGAAUUUUCCAAAACUAGCUAACUAACUAAAUAACAGUCCUUAAGAUGAGCGGAAGGUUUUUCCUGCAUUCCUUCACUUGGGAAUUGAUGAGAAAUGUAAUUGACACCGUGCUUUGGAGGAAGGUGGCCCUAAGCUGACACCUGGGAACACGUUUGCCAGAGCACGCGGCCAGGCCAGCCUGUGCUGUUGACUAAGCGUGUGGAUGGCGGUGCUAGAAAGCACAUUCCAUAUUGGAAACAUCCUGUUUUAUCAAAAAAGUGGUCGUGUGGGAACUUCAUAGCAUCUAGCAGAUAGUAACGUGUCAGUGGCAAUGAUCUUUUUGGAAGAGAACUCAGAUUUGUAUGAAAACUUACUUUUCCUCUCAGGUAUCUUGUGUGUUGUGUUUUCAUUUUCCUUCUCUUUGCACCCCUCAAUCUCCACCCCCUUGUUCUCACUCCAUCUAACUUUCGGUUAAAGUGACACUGUGGUCUUUAAAAAAUAAAAAUAAAAAGGAAACGCUUAGAUGGUUGAAUGGGAGGGAUUGAGGUUGGGACAUUCUUAUACUUUUAUCACCUUGAGGGCUUCCGGCUAUACUGAAAUUGUCUAGUGACUCUGGAAGUCUUUUAAAAAUAUUUAAUUCUGGUCUUUUUUUUUUUCUGAGAAACAGUUAUAAAUUCAGUAGAUAAGUCAAAUGCUUGUUGACAGAUGAAGAUAAGCUUCCUAUCUCUAAAGUUUUCUAAUAUGCUGACUUUCCCUUUCCUUGGAGACAGCUUUGCUCUUGGGGUGAGGGUGCUUGGGGGUGCCGGGAAGAGGACAGAGAGAGAAAACUAACAGUGCUGAGCCCUUUCCAGGUAUUAUUUCAUUAAGUCCCACACUGAGGUAGGUUUUAUUACCCCCUUUCUGCAGAUGUGUGAACAGAGGGAAGCAAAUAAACAAUAAACAUCUUUUACGUGCCAGAAAUUUUGUUGUGUGGUUUUCACAUUUUGUCCUAUUUAUUCUCAUAACUCUGUGAAGUGGGUAUUAUACAUAUUUGUAGUUAAAAAGAAAAAAAAAAAGGCUGGGAGAGGUUACAUGCCUUGCCCAAGUUAGUGUUGCUAGAAUUAGUUGAGCUGAGAUCCAGUCCUAAGUCUGCCUGACCCCGAAGCCCAGGCUUGCUUUCUGCCUGACCGUGCUCUCCCUUGCCCUGUCAUUUGCUAGCUAGGUGACCAGCAAAAGCUUCUUAACCUCUCUGCAACUCAGGUUCCUCCUCCUCGUCCUACUACUUCACAGAAGCAUAGGUUACAGACCUUGGUAAUCUGUAAGCUACAAUCCAAUGAUUAAGUUAGUAGCGUUAGUGUUAUUGUUCGGAGAAAGUAGUAUUUAUUAGCUCUAAGGAGAGUAAGCCUGGUUAAAAAUGAUGUCUAGAUGGAGUGUGAUUUCUUCAGUGUUCAGAAGGAGGAUGGAGUAAACCACACUUUAUUAGGAUUCUAUCUUCUAUUGUAAGGUUCUAGGGGACAUGACUGGUGGAAUGCUGAAUCCAUGUUGAAAUGUAUUACUACUAAUAUUUAUGACGAUGAAUUAUUAUGGGAUUCUAUUAUUUCUGACCAGAUAAAUGCUGUGCAAUGCUUUACUACCAAACUACUUUUUCUUUAGAAGCAGGCAGAGCUUUGUGGUUUGAAUGAGCAAGAUGGAACAGCUA
Physeter macrocephalus (sperm whale) is the source of this 2572-nucleotide messenger RNA. RefSeq names its product achaete-scute family bHLH transcription factor 4 (gene ASCL4). The record is from RefSeq and is a predicted model, not a curated record. Bases 5 to 526 code for a protein of 173 amino acids. The transcript has a single exon. Lineage: Eukaryota; Metazoa; Chordata; Mammalia; Artiodactyla; Physeteridae. Gene Ontology annotation, biological process: developmental process; regulation of transcription by RNA polymerase II. Gene Ontology annotation, molecular function: protein dimerization activity; RNA polymerase II transcription regulatory region sequence-specific DNA binding; DNA-binding transcription factor activity, RNA polymerase II-specific.